This is a messenger RNA of Nicotiana attenuata, 1865 nucleotides long. Its product is annotated as membrane-anchored ubiquitin-fold protein 3-like. The transcript has 3 exons. The coding region runs from base 1028 to 1384 and encodes 118 amino acids. NCBI's taxonomy places the organism in Eukaryota, Viridiplantae, Streptophyta, Magnoliopsida, Solanales, Solanaceae. The record is from RefSeq and is a predicted model, not a curated record.
ACACCCUUAGUCUCAAAGGUGGACCACAAAAGCUUUUUUGUUUUGUAUACUAAUACUUGUUCUACUAUUUUGCUCAAGUCUGACUGAGAAAGAUUUUCAAGGAGUAAAACAAAUUAAAAAGAUACACUAAUAUCAAGUAUACUAUGUUUAAUACUACUAUUUUGCUCAAAUCCUCGAACUAUUAUUCAAAAACUCUUUCUUUUUUCUUGUAAUUUAUGUGGUAAAAUAAAUAUUGACAUUGUUGACAAAAUUUAUGUGUUCUUAGUUCUUCCUAAAUGUUACUAACAAUUAGGAGUAUCAUAUCUUCCUACUCAAAUUCUUUUCUUUUUCCUUAGGAAAUGUAAAAAAUAUUUACCGAAAAAAAGAAUAUUUGGAGCCAGGGGGUGGUAUUGCAAAAUCUAAAACCGAAAGGAUCUGAUGGUAAUUAACCCAUUUCUGGGAUGCGUCGGCUUGUAAGUGAAUUUUACUGGAACCGACGAAGUAAGAAGUUUCGCUUUCCAAAUCAUUAGUUAAAUAAUCUUACAUUUUAAACUUUCCAAUUUGAUUCUUUUUCAUUUUUUCUCUUUCUUUCAACAUCAAACAAUUUAUAGCACCCUAAGAAACAAACAAGUUUCUCACUCUUUCAGCUGACGCCUUAGUUUUGAUUCAUUCAUCUUCUUUUCACUCUAUUCUUCAUUUUCCAAAUAUUCAUUUCUUGAAACUUUUUCCCAUAAAAUUGCUCCUUUUCUGAAAUCAAUCACUUUGUUUUCCACUUUCUUUUUCCUUCUGAAUUUGAAGUUGCAAUCUUUAUAGUGAAUUGCUAUUUUGGUUUUUCUUAGAUUUUGAAAAAAGGGGGUGAAUCAAAAAGUUUAUUAUUGAUAUUUCUUGGAUUUGGGUCUGGUGGUCAGAAGUUUGUAGUGGGUCUUGGCCAAAAUUGAGUCUGUUAUUAAUCUAAGCAUUUGAUUUGUUGGAUUUUCUUGGAAUUUUUGACCUCAUGAUUGUUCUUUGAAGUGGGAAUUGAUUUGUAUUUGAUCAUUGAUUUAGAGAGAUGGCUGCAAAAGAGUUGAUUGAGAUCAAAUUCAGGCUUGCUGAUGGCAGUGAUAUUGGACCCAACAAGUAUAUGCCUAACACCAGAGUUGAUACUCUUAAAGAAAAGAUUAUUGCACAGUGGCCCAAAGAUAAAGAUUAUGGGCCAAAGACAAUAAAUGAUGUGAAGCUUAUUAAUGCUGGAAGGAUACUUGAGAACAGUAAAACACUUGGUGAAUCCAGACUUCCAGUUGCUGAAGUACCAGGAGGUGUCAUCACCAUGCAUGUUGUUGUCCGCCCUCCUAUGAAUGAGAAAAGCAGUGAUAAACUGCAGGACGAUUCCCUGAAGAAAGGCGGCUGUGGAUGCACAAUAUUGUGAUCCAUCUGACCAGAUAACAAGAAUUACUCCAAGUUUAGUAAUAUCCCAUAGCUCGUGGGUUUUUCACUAGCGGGACUUUUGGAUGCUUUAAGAAGUAUCUUGAACGUUACUGGAAUCCAAGAAGAUAUGAAAUGACAAAAUUCGAAUGACAAAAUUCGAAGAUCAAAUAUCAUUGAAGCUCUUUACUUUUACCUUUUUUCCUUCUCUUUUCAUUGUAUUACCUUUAGAUUUCAGCUUGGUAAUCUAGAAGGCAAAAAGGGAUUGGUGCCAUUGCUGUGUAGGAACUUCUGUGGAAAGAUGUAAAAAAUUUACUUUCUUUUUCAGGUGGGGUGGGGUAUUGGGGGCAAACUAGUUACAAGAAGCACUAAAGAACUGUUGAAAAUCAUAGAUGGUUUGAUUUCAUUUGAUUCCACAUUCAGGCAUUUGUACCUUGUUACGCUAUUUCUUCUGUUAUUGAAGCUCUAAUGUCUAUGGCAUGAAA